CUUGCUCUCAUGUCUUUUUUUAAUAAUUUCGUCGGCUCCAUCAAUUCAGUUGUCGAUUCGGUUGUGGAUACUUAUUCUAAUGCAAAAACCUUUCCGAAUACCAUUAUAAAAGUUAAUGGAAGCUACUAUACAAUUACAAAGCUACUAGGCGAAGGUGGUUUCUCAUUUGUUUAUUUGGCUGAAGAUGAGAAGAAACAAUUGUAUGCAAUUAAAACGAUUCGAUGCAAAAUGGGUAAAGAAGUUGCUGAAAACGCUAUAAAGGAGGCUAUCAUGACCGACCGAUUUCAGCACCAGAAUAUUAUCAAGAUUGUGGAUAUGUGCAUGAUUAAAGAGGAGGAUGGAAGCAAGACAAUCUAUAUCAUCAUGCCUUUUUAUAAGCGAGGAAACAUCCAAGAUUUAAUCGAAAGGAACAACCAACAAGGCAAAAUGUUGCCGGAAAAGCUCAUACUGACUUUAUUUCGAGAUAUUUGCAUAAGUAUUCAGGUCUUGGCUGAGUAUAGGAACAGAGCUGGUAAACAUAUUCCUUGGGCACAUAGAGAUAUUAAACCUGCUAAUGUACUAUUGUCGGAUGAUGGAAAAUUACCUAUCUUGAUGGAUUUUGGAUCUGCGAGACCAGCAAGAGUAGAAAUUACAGAUCGAAAGAUUGCGAUGAAACAACAGGACGACGCUGCGGAAAAUUGCUCGAUGCCUUAUAGAGCACCAGAAUUAUUUGAAGUAAAACCCGACACUGUUUUGGAUGAAAAAGUGGAUGUGUGGUCAUUGGGAUGCACUUUAUUUGCUAUGGCAUACGGAGAAUCUCCAUUCGAAAUGACUAUAAACCAACAGGGUGGCACGAUGGCCUUAGCCGUUUUAAAUAGACAAUUUAGAUUUCCAGCUGGUAAAAUUUAUUCGAAAACAUUCCAGGACUUUAUUUCUUGGAUGCUGAAAACAGAUCCUAAAGCAAGACCUAAUAUCCAGGCAGUGAUCAAAGCCGUUAAUAGAAUGCUAUCCUCAUAAAAAAAAAUAGCCCUUUUACAGUUAUUACUAUUUAAUCUUUAAUAAAAAUUAUCUAAUUUAAAAUUUUA
Mucor mucedo is the source of this 1064-nucleotide messenger RNA. RefSeq names its product kinase-like domain-containing protein. The transcript is spliced from 5 exons. The record is from RefSeq and is a predicted model, not a curated record. Gene Ontology annotation, molecular function: ATP binding; protein serine/threonine kinase activity. Gene Ontology annotation, cellular component: Golgi apparatus; cytoplasm. NCBI's taxonomy places the organism in Eukaryota, Fungi, Mucoromycota, Mucoromycetes, Mucorales, Mucoraceae. Gene Ontology annotation, biological process: protein phosphorylation; regulation of vacuole fusion, non-autophagic; vacuolar protein processing. The coding region runs from base 10 to 996 and encodes 328 amino acids.